AUGAAUUCCAAAGUCCCGCCGAAUUCACCUUCCAAAGAAGUCGACCCAAGCGCGUCACAGCCCGCACCUCCAAAGACCGCUCUGCCUGACUGGUAUGUUGACUCAAACAUGUCACAACCUAUACGUCCGAGUAAACCUUUAAUUGGAAGAGCUACUUAUUCUGGCUGGUAUCCUUCAAGCCCCUCACAAUCUAUAUCUCCAAGUGGCGAUCGAUCUGCCUGGUGUCCCGAGCUUAACAACCCUCGCGGUUCCAACAAUAUCAUCACAAUCGCAUCAUCAAGCGGGAGAAAUACUUUCGAAAAAUACAACGAUGAAGCUCUGAUGGCUACGCAACUCCCAAACCCAAGAGAGUCUGACAAAAAUGAAAACAUGAUAUCCUCUGUGGUAGCUCAAGAUGGAUCAACUAAAGGAGAGGAUAAAGCAGAUGCAAAUGAGUCUCCCGCAAUUAGACGGAAUCGUUUCUAUUGUGAAAGACGCCCUCAAGCCGACCCUUCCGACUCUACGGAGGUUCCUGCAUCAACUCCAUCCACAUCGUCGGCUGGCAACGCAGGAGAUGAUUGGCAAACCACCGCACCACGCGAGUAUAACCGCAAAGUCGCCAGAUGUACUGUGAGGCGACCAACACCAGCCGCGAAGCUCUCAUCACAGCUGUCUGAACCACUCGAGACACAGCCUUGCAAUGCACGGAGUGAGGUUUGUGAGCCAACUUUUAAAGAAGAUAACUCGCAAGACAUGUCCACCAAACCCCUCACGCCGGCACAGUUGAACUCUUGGGAACCUAUGGUGCAGAGAUCUAAGAAUUCUUGUCCCGCCAAGUUUAAUAGCACGACAGCUGCUCAGCCCGCCAGCCUGUCAGUCGACACGCCAUCAUCAUCUACACUAUCACCGCUUCUUUCCACAGAGACUCGAGCCUAUCAGGCAUACCUGAAGCACCACACAGCGGCACAACGACUAAUCGGAUUUGAUUCUUCCCAACAGACUAGUCCACUUAGUCUCUCUGAAUUUACCACUCGCCGAGCAGCAAACGGUGUGAUGACCCAUGAGAGUGAGAGUUUCACAGAUGCUACUAACGACACUGCGAUGAACUUGGAGGCAACUGGGAAUGAAGCCAGUGGAGGGAGCUUUAUGAGCCUCGACCGUUUGGUUCGGGAAACGAAGUCGAAAAGCAAACAAGCAUCGACAGACUGGGAGAGUUUCAGAUCACUUGCCUCCAAAACCCUGACUCGUCGCCCUGAGGAUACAAAAACAACCGAUCAGCAGUCCCGACCAGCAUACGGAAGCAGUGAAUGGGCUCAAUCUUUGGAAGAAAUCGACAGACUGGAGCAACAGACAGAGGCUCUUACGAAUCGAAUAGAAGAUGUUUUGCAGACCGAAAUUCAGAAGCUGAAAUCGAGCAUGCAAAAAGACAGCCAAGAUAUAUACGGGGAAAGAGUAAAUCAAGUCGAAUCAGCCAAAGCAAAAAUCUUGGAAAAGUUUCGUCAACCCGAAAAGCGAAGAUCAAGUGGUUACACUGUAGCUGCUUGGGAUGGUCCGAGGUCGUUGACAGAAGUUGUAAAGAACAAGGAUCAAGCCGAACCGACAAAGCUCUCAGUGAUUUCUUCAGAAACCGAACGGCAACAAUUGGCUGCUUCCAAGGACCGUUCCGCCAAAUCCGCCCAUGCGAAUAGAAAAGAGACUAUUUUUGAGAUGUCGCAACAACAAGCAGAAAAGAAUAGGCUCGAGCGUUUAGAAUACCAGCGAAUGUACCAGCCCAAACUUGCAGAGGCAGGCGCGGGAGUUAGUGAAAUCGAGCGACUCAAGGACCUGGGAAUGGAAAUAAAGAUGUACGCAAACAACCCGGAUGUAUAUCGAGUCAAAAUGAGAAAUAUACAAGUCAAAUCUCGGGUUUGCGUUGGUGAUCGCAUGGAGACUGAGGAAAGCCAGGCCAAACAACCACAACGAGAAGAUGUCAACCAGGCUCUCGGACAAAAGAGAUUGCGACCAGUAAAGACGCUUGAUUCCGACGAUACUGAUGACAUGCAAUCUUCCUCCGAGGCGCGUGGCUUCAAGAAAUAUCAGAAACGUGGCGCUGAUGACAGUCCAAAGACCGCUAAUAAAGGUGCUGAGCGAAACGAAAAUCGGGAGAGACAAUCACAAAAUCACGCAUGUAUGCCAAUGAUUUUUCUACCGAACAUCAGACCACCAGCAUCUUCAGCCGAGCUAGACAGAGACCUGUAUAUCCACGCAAAGCUCGCCGAAUCCUGUCGCAAAGACCAGGAGGCCCAAUUCGGAACAUCCUUCUAUUCCGCCGCAGCUGCUCCUAAUGUCGAUACCACAAAGCUGUCCUUGGACGAGAAAAUCGAGAGGCUGGUACAGUUGAGAUGUCAACAGCAUGUCUACCGCCCAGAGUUGCAUCGAGAAGAGGUGCAGCGUCUUAGACGAGAUAUGCGAGACAAGUAUAUCGGCAUGGAGGCCCCCAAGAAGAUGGCUGGCCCCAGCGAAUACCAAAAAUUACAGGUUCUAGCAAAGAAGUUGUUGCAAAAAUACCUCCAGCGCCCGGAACUUUUUCAAAAAGAAAACGGUAUCGCUGCUUCUAGUACCACUCACAGCGAGAAUGAUAUCAAGAUCGACGGCAUCACCGACGAACAAGUGCAGAAAAUGGACUUUAUGAUAAAAAAGUCGAUGAAAAGAAUCUUCCCUCGCCCGGAACUUUAUCAAAAAGGAUACCGUGCUGCUUCUAGUGAUACUCGUGCAAAUAUGGACGGCGCCAGCGAGUUAGAUGACGAGAAGAUCGAGUCUCUUGCAAAGAGAUUGGCGGUGAAUUACUCUCUGGGUCAAAAGAGAGGUCGAUUCAUUCUUCCUACUUCUAGCAAUCCUCGUCGCGAGCAAGUAUUGAGAGAUCUCAAUCGAAAAAGAAACCAACAAAUCAUGAAUGCCGUUCGCAGUAACAUCCAGCGCAAGCGAAACGAGAUGCUAGACGUCAUCCGCUCUAACCAGCGCGCAAUGGCACGGGCUGGAAUCCCAGCUUACUCUGACGACUACACUGAUACCGACUGGUCUGACUACGAAGACAUGGAUGAUGUUGACCUUACCGUCGGUAGCACUUGGGGAGAUGUAUGUGAUCAUGCUGGAUCCUACGUUCAUUCGGCGGACGAGAUUGCUGAGGCUGAUAAGUGGGCUGAGUCUGUGGGAUUGACUGUCGUCGAUGGUGAUACGAAGUCUGAUAUUGCAGUUUCCGGGAGCGUGAACGGGGAUGUUGAGGAUAAGGUUUUGCGAUGGAAGGAUACCUAUGAUAACAGUAUUGGCGAGUUUUGGUAUGGUCUUGCUGACGACGAGGACGAGGAUUUGACGGUAAGUGAUAUUGAGGAUGUGGAGAUGGAGGAAGGAGGGGAUUGGGAUAUGCUUUCUAGUGAUUCUUCUUUUGAUUUGAUUGAUGAGAGAUAG
Messenger RNA from Glarea lozoyensis ATCC 20868, 3423 nucleotides. RefSeq lists its product as uncharacterized. The record is from RefSeq and is a predicted model, not a curated record. NCBI's taxonomy places the organism in Eukaryota, Fungi, Ascomycota, Leotiomycetes, Helotiales, Helotiaceae. The transcript has a single exon. The coding region runs from base 1 to 3423 and encodes 1140 amino acids.